CUUCUGAUGUAAAAAAAAAAUUCAUAUUUUCCGUCAAUGAAAAGUGCACGUGUGGUCCUUCAAAAUAAAACUAUGUGUUACUCGAUCACGUGAAGUUUGGUGACACAUGUCUGGUAACUUCAGCUGAUGUGGCUGCUGGUGGCAGAGGGUGACUCCGAGAAGUUAGUCAUCAGAGGAACAGGUCUGUUAUAGGAGGAACCCUGAACCCUGCUGCUCCUCCUCCUCCUCCUCCUCCUCCUCCUCCCUUUACCUGCUGCCUCGCGCGGCUGUAGUGAGCAGUGCGCGCGCUCUCCGCUCAGCAGCAGCGUCUGUCCUCGCGGACAUUUUGAACGUCUCCAGAUGGAUUAUGAGACGAAGGUUUUCCCUCACACCGGCGGCUACGGACGCUACAACCGCAUCGUGGUGCUCUUCAGCUGGUUCCCAAACUUGGCGGUCAUGUUGAAUCUGUUCAGCGACGUGUUUUACACUCUGAUCCCGGAGUCGUACCACUGUAAACCGGACCCGCGGCUCCUGCCUUCCACUUUCCUCAUCAGCAACUUCACCAGUCAGUCAUACCUCAACCUCACCAUCCCCUGGGUGAACGGCACCGGGCUCAGCCACUGUGAACUGUUCAAGUACACCUCCAACACCUCGGACUUUUCUGCAAAUGUGCCCAGGGAGAGGGUGUCCUGCACCAAAGGGUGGGAGUACGCCCAUGUCGCGGGGCUCCAGAGCAACUUUGUCACUGAGUGGAACCUGGUUUGCCAGGACUACUGGAAAAUCCCUGUUCAGCAUAUCUGCUUCAUGACAGGAUGGAUUCUGGGGUACAUCCUCCUUGGUACAAUAUGCGACUGGAUGGGUCGUCGCCGUUGUUUCCUCCUCUCCAUCAGUGUGUCCAGUCUGUUUGGAAUAGCUGUGUGUUUGUCCAACAGUGUGGUGGUGUUUCUGCUGCUACGUCUCUGUCAGGGCGCCAUGCUCGCUGGCGUGUUUUUAUCCUCGUACAUUGCCCGGUUGGAGCUGUGUGACCCUCCUCAUCGUCUCAUGGUUGCCAUGGUCAGCGGCUUCUUCGCCGUGGUCGCCGAGCUGUUGUUGCCGGGCAUCGCUGCUCUGUGCCGUGAUUGGCCCGUUCUCCAGGCUGUGGCCACUUUGCCUCUGAUCCUGCUGCUUUCCUAUUGGUGCUGUGCGUCAGUGUUUCCAGAGUCUCCUCGCUGGCUUUUGGCCACAACUCAGAUUCCCCAGGUGAAAAGGAGCUUGCAGGAAUUCUCCACCAGGAAUGGUGUUUGUCUGCGAGACGAAAUCUACCCCGCUGAAAUCCUGCUGUCGGAGAUUGAUUCAGCAUAUGGCGACGACAGUGAGCCGAGCUACUUUUCAGUUCUGGAGCUGCGUCGGACUCGUGUGAUCUGGAAGAACUGCCUCAUCCUCAGCUUCACACUGUUCAUUGGAACAGGGAUUCAGUACUGUUUCACCAGAAACCUGCACAGUUAUUCCACCAAUUUCUACUUCAGCUACUUUCUCCGAGUGAUAACUGGAGCACUGGCCUGCAUCUUCCUCUGCUUGUCUGUCAAUCAUUUUGGUCGGCGUGGUAUGCUUCUGCUCUCCGCCAUCAUCACUGGACUGUCGUCGCUGCUGCUGCUGGCCCUCACUCAGUACCUGCGUGGUGGGCUGGUCUUGGUGCUGUCUGUCGUGGGUCUGCUGUUCUCCCAGGCUCUCGCCAUGCUCAGUGUGUUUUUUGCCUGUGAGGUGAUGCCGACCGUGGUUCGAGGUGGAUGCCUUGGCCUGGUUAUGGCAGCGGGCUGUGUCGGCAUGGCCGCCUCCUCCCUGAUGGAGCUCCAAAAUAACAGUGGCUACUUCCUCCACCAGGUUAUCUUCGCCUCCUUCGCCGUCCUCUCCGUCCUCUGCAUAAUGCUUCUACCUGAAAGCAAACGCAAGCCUCUCCCAGACUCCCUGAAAGACGGCGAGAACCAGCGCCGGCCUCCUCUCUUCCUGUCCCGGCCCGACAGGGACAACCUGCCAUUGCUGUGCACCCGGCAACCUUUGUCGGAGUACAACCCUGAAAACUAUUCCCGCUUGGUCUCUGCCACCAGGAGGAUGUUGACUAAAGAUAAUUUGCCUUAUAGAAUUGCUGUGCCGACUCCUCUGCUUUCAGACGGUGAAACACAGGAACAAGAGAAUGAGACACAGAGAGAGGUCGCAUCUUAACUCUUCCUCAUCCCCCUCUGAACAGACUUGGAUUAUCCCUCCUCUUUCUAGACAUACCUCUACAGACAGUCGUUCACAGCUAUUGUCUGGCUGGUCAUAACUCCACUGAAAAACUGGCCUUGGCUUGGAUACAGAGCCCAGGAACAGAUUAGUCUCUUCUCUAUAUAUUUUACACUUGAAGCUGUUACUCUGCUGUGGCAUUUUCUCACGUGGAUUUAAGUGAUGCACUGAAAAUCUGUGACCUUCUUCUAAAGUUUUUCUUUUUCACCCAAACCUUUGUGUGGGCCUGAAUGAUCCCCUAUGAGCUGUGUUUUGUGUCUUUUGCGUAAUAUAUUCUCUUGAAAAUGGUCAGGCUCUUAAUAACUUUGGAGUUGAGGUUGGACUGCUCUUGUCUUUUUUUUUUCUUUUUUUGGGGGGGGUUGUUUUCACCAGAGAAGCUCACUCAACUGUGCGGCUGCUGUGGAUCAUGUGAGAAGCAGCCCUUUGUCCAUUUAUUAGUAACUCAUGCAGUUUCAAUUAAGCCUGUCCAUCUGAUUCACCAGCAGUCGUCCAUCCUGAGGAGCACACAAGGCUGGUAAGAACCGUUGUUGUAGACUGUUAUACCGGUGAAGCACGCAAAGAGGGCGCUGAAUGAAGCACUGGUCAUUGAAUGCAAUGACAGAUAUUCCUUAGGUGUUUGUCAUGCUUCCUUGUGCCACUACUAAACUUAACUAAAUUAAACUUAAACUAAAGUUAUUCCAAAUACUUCACUUGGAAGUAUUGGUCACAUGUUGGGAUGUGAUAUGUGUGAGAAACAGCAGAUACCAACCAGAUGAUCAUAAACUCAUGUGCCUGACGUGUUUGUCUACUCUAUAAACCACUUUAUGUUACACUGAAACUGAAAGAAGCAGAUGAACGUUGCAAAUGUCCUUGGACAUAUAGCAGUAGGUUCUGUAGUGCAGAACAGAUCCAGCGUUAACUAGACGGCAUUAAACUGUCUGAUAUAAUCAAACAGUGUUCUCUUUUUUUCAUGUUUUUAUAUUUUUCAUUAAACAUUGAGGACACUGUUGUUCACAGUCUUUACAUCUCGCAAAAUCUGAAAGGAUGUUGAACGCUUCAAGGUUUCUGUGUUUGUUUUUGUGUGUGUGUGUGUGUGUGAUGGGAGAGAAAAAACAUACUACUUGAUUGGCCUUCACGAGAAGCCAUUAUAUAGAUCUAUAAUUUCACCUUCGGCCAACAUAAAAGCACCUCUGUUUGCUCACUGAAGGUCCUGAAGGUCGGAGAAACAUACCUUCUGUACUGCUGUUUGUCCUUGUCAUGUGAAAACUGUAUUAACUAAGAAACAUUGACUCGUUUCUAUCUCAUCAUGGUGCCACACAUGUAAUACCUGGUAAAAUACCUACAUAACCUACAUAAAUAAUAUAUAAAUAGAUAACAAGAAGCCUCAGGGAUGUUGUGUAUCUCUUGGAUGUUACUCUCUGGAGCUCUUCUCAGAAAUAUGGACAUGUACUGAAGUCCUUCCUUUGAGAGUGUCUGUACACUGAUGAUGUUUGUCUGUAUGCCAUUAUCAUCACAUUUGCCCACAGCAGCCUCUUCCUGACAUUCUUAUUGUGGGAUAAAACAGAUGAAUACACUGUGCUGCCGUCUUUGUUAUGAUACUUAUAACAUUGUUGUAAGUCACUUUUUUUUGGGUCAUUUUUUUAAGUUAACUU
Molecule: messenger RNA, 3869 nt
Organism: Larimichthys crocea (large yellow croaker)
Lineage: Eukaryota; Metazoa; Chordata; Actinopteri; Sciaenidae
Gene: slc22a31
Product: solute carrier family 22 member 31
Exons: 9
Coding region: 340-2178 (612 amino acids)
Biological process (GO): transmembrane transport
Cellular component (GO): membrane
Molecular function (GO): transmembrane transporter activity
Source: RefSeq, a predicted model, not a curated record